Molecule: messenger RNA, 714 nt
Organism: Entrophospora sp. SA101
Lineage: Eukaryota; Fungi; Glomeromycota; Glomeromycetes; Entrophosporales; Entrophosporaceae
Source: the annotation of a GenBank genome assembly
AUGGAUUAUGCGAUUGAAGUAAGAGAUUUUACUAAAAGAUUUGGCCACAAAACUGCCGUAGAUAAGGCUUCUUUCCAAGUUAAAAAAGGAGAUAUUCAUGGUCUAGUCGGUGAAAAUGGAGCCGGUAAAAGCACUAUUUUUAAUGCCCUGGUUGGAUUAGUUAUUGCCAGCGGUGGUGAGUUAUUUAUUGAAGGAAAAAAAGUAAUUGUCGACCCUUCUUUUAAUUCUAAUAUCGGCUAUGUCCCGGCUGAACCUUUAUUUCCAAGAAAUAUGCGAGUAAAAAAAUUUAUUGAAUUUUGUGGACUUUUGCGAGAUAUUCCGGCUUCCCAAGUGGCUCGAAAAUUAAAUACUUCUUCCUUAAACAGACUAAGCGGACAAAAAUGUAUUAGCCUCUCCACUGGACAAAAAAAAUUACUCCAACUAUUUGCGAUUGAUUUAUAUCAGCCAAAAAUUCUAAUUUUAGACGAACCUUUUAAUGGACUUGACCCUACUAAAAGAACUUUAUUAGCUAAUAGAAUUAAGGAAAUGAGAGACCAAGGUGGCACAAUAUUGAUUUCUACGCACAUUUUAUCAGAUUUACAAGAAUUAGCGGAUAAAAUUACCAUGAUUAAAAGAGGCAAAAUCGUUUAUACUGGACUAAAAACUGAUGACCUUCAAAAACUUUACGAGCAAUAUUUCGUUCAGAACAAGAAAAGUGAUGACUUAUUUGCUUAA